Messenger RNA from Cydia pomonella (codling moth), 2022 nucleotides. RefSeq names its product BTB/POZ domain-containing protein KCTD12 (gene Ktl). The record is from RefSeq and is a predicted model, not a curated record. The coding region runs from base 394 to 1095 and encodes 233 amino acids. The transcript has a single exon. Lineage: Eukaryota; Metazoa; Arthropoda; Insecta; Lepidoptera; Tortricidae. Gene Ontology annotation, biological process: protein homooligomerization.
AAAUUUCAGCACACGCAGAAUCCCAUUACGCAGCGAAUAGACCCUAAACAAUUAUCUCACGUGGCCGGCUAACGUCAGCGUAAUUUAAAAGUUUCAUCAACAUAAAAUGCACAAGUCGUACGCCACGAGCGAGUACACGGCACCCUCUCGGCGCGGAGCAAUAAGCAUUCGUCUGAAUAUCGGCAAUAAUAAACCAUCUGUUAGCUAACAAUAGACGACGACCUUGAAGGCUUUUACGGAGAAGUUUUCCCUCGAAAGGGUGGGAAAUAAUUACGUUCGAGUCAGUAACCCGGGCGUGCGUUAUUGAUGGGCUCGCGAGACGCGCGGUAAGUGGGUCAGGGAGGGAGCGAGGGGCGCGCAGCCGCCGCGCCACUGCGCCCUCGACCCUCGACCAUGGCGGACGCUCCGCCCGACGUGCUCGAGCUCAACGUGGGCGGCGUGCACUACGCUACCACGCGCGAGACUAUACUCCGCGAACCCGACUCUCUCCCUGCCACCGCGCUCGCCGACCCGGAGCAUCCUCGCGACGCUCGCGGUCGUAUUUUCUUCGAUCGCGACGGAGUUCUCUUCCGCUAUGUUUUGGAUUACCUCCGUGACGGCGGCCUCGUGCUGCCGGAGUGUUUCCGCGAGCAUAAACGUCUAGCGCGGGAAGCGAAACACUACAAGCUUCCAGGCUUAGAAAACGCUGUCCGAGAAGCGGAUCCUCGUCCUCCUAACCGUGAAAAAGGAUGCAUCACGGUAGGCUACAGAGGAAGCUUCGCUUUUGGCCGUGACGGCCUGGCUGAUGUCAAAUUCCGCAAAUUAUCUCGUAUCCUCGUCUGUGGAAAAGUGACGCUGUGCCGCGAUGUCUUUGGAGAAACGUUGAACGAGUCCCGCGACCCAGACCAUGGGUUAGCGGACCGGUACACGUCCCGGUUCUUCCUGAAGCAUUCCUUCAUCGAGCAAGCUUUCGAUAACCUGCAGGAGAACGGGUUCAAGCUGACGGCCAGCUGCGGCAGCGGCACCGCAGGCGGUGCUGCAGAACUCAAGCCAGGCGUUGAUUCAGAAGAGAACCGCUGGAACCACUACAACGAAUUUGUAUUCGUACGUGAGUAAGCCAAGCUUAAACGGUUCCGGCAGCUUUAAACGCGCUGAUAUUACUAAAUUCAAUUCCAGAUGAAACGCGCGUGUUUACGUGAACAUCUGAGCCCCGUAUUAUGGAAAUGAAUUUAGGUUAUUUUUAAUAUUGGCUCAUGUACCGGUCAUGUGAAGUGUUGGUUGAUUCCAUCUCGACUGUUUAUGAAGUGCAUCUGUUAUUUUGGAUGCGACUGUACGUAUCAUUUGAAUUCGCAAUAUUUGCGAACAAAAUUGUGAUUGAAGCUUGAAAUAUCAUCUACAGAGAGCAAAGAUUUUACAAUACAAUUGAAACGUUACUUUGCUCUUCGUAAUUCCGGCAAAUUAAUGUUUGCUUAUGUAGAUAAACAAAAUAAAACCUUAAAUAUAAUCAUGUAUGUAAUAAAUAGAGAUUAUGAAUAUUGUAAGAUAUAAAUUAGAGUAGUAAUACUAAACGUUAUCUCCUUUUAGGACUUUCUCAUGUACUGUGAAAUACUUACUUACAUUAACGAAUUUUCAAAUUAUUUUUGAACUACUUUUGAACAAUUAUGUAUUUUGAGAACAAAAAACGUGGGCCAUCUUUUUUGAUAUAAAAUAUGCCAAAUUAUAUUAUACCAAGUCAGAUGCUGGCUUUAGUUUCAAUUUCUUAUUAACAAAUGUUUGUAAUUGAUUGUAUAAGUAUAUGAUACCUUUUUUACUAGGUGAACUUGACUCUAUACAUUGCCUGCAGUGAUGUGUUGUGAUCCAUACGUUUUAUUGUACUAGUCCUUUGAAUAGGAACCUACGUAAUGUAGUUAUAUUAUACAAGUAAUUUAAGAUUAAAAGAUUAUUUAAAAGUUCUAUUGAUUAUUUAUGGCGAAGCGCGUAUAAACUGUACCUAAUAAAAUAAAUGAAUAAUAAACUAUAGGCAGUAGAUAAUAGUGUUCGUUU